Pocillopora meandrina is the source of this 21140-nucleotide messenger RNA. The record is from the annotation of a GenBank genome assembly. Lineage: Eukaryota; Metazoa; Cnidaria; Anthozoa; Scleractinia; Pocilloporidae.
AUGUCUUCUUCGAAAAGGACAAGGCUUUGCACAGAGUAUUACCGGAAAUCUAAGACAUGUUCUUCGAACUUGCGAGGCUGUUUGAGUAAGAAAUUCUAGUGAUCGGCUUUCAAAUCGGUAGUGUUUGCCUAGCACUGUUGGCUUAAUCGUAACGGCAGGUUUUACUUUACUUUGUCUAACCUUGCUCUUUGUUUCGCUUUAAAGAGAGGGACAGGCCAAGAAGAAAAUGCAGCACUGAUCAUACUUCGAUGGAUAAAAAAUAUAAUCGCGUGGAAAGAGAGGAGGUCGGUGAAAAUUAUCGGACAUGUGUUUUACGAAUCUAUCGAUUAACCAUAAUUUUUUUCUCACUUCUUUGUUCUAUGCACAAGUCGGCGUCACUUGGCUAAAGAAUAAUUUAAAACGGUUUUUUAUACUAAUGAUACCGGAUCGAAAGUGAAAAUUUAAUGUUUUUUUUUUUAUGUCUUCUUUGAAUUAAUUGCAGUCGAUCCUACCCCGGUUUACACGAAAUCUUGACAAAACUCAAAUCCCCAAUCGAAAGAGGUUGUGUAAACUUACAAGUUCCGUUAAUCAGCGAUCUUCAUCCCAGAAAGGUAUGCAAGGCAUUGCCGUCUUACGAUAGUUCUAAUUUUUUUCCAAUGAACAUUUGAAAUGAGCUGUUUCUUUUUGUGAGCGUAUGUCUUUGUUAAUGGUCUUUCAUUCACAGCGUCUUUGUUGAUCGAGCUUCCACGUGCCCUUUGACUCAAUAUUGUAAUUGCUGUCACGAAAUAUUUGAAUGGAAACGUGUUGGCAUCAUUGAGUUGUAAACUCAAGUCGAGAGGCACGAAGAUAUCGCUUCGGAUGUGCAAAAGUUUUGUAGCCCUAAGUAGAGCAAGAUUUUAAGCGUAUUAUUUCAGGAAUGACACAAACUCAGCAUGGAUUUAGUAGCGUACCGAUCGAGUGACGCACAUGUUAUCUUUCCACUAUGACCCUUUACCCCAGAAGGGAUCAAAAUGGAAUUUCUACUUAAAUAUCUUUAAUUUUUCUAAAGUCAUAAGAAUUAUGGAAGACAUUGUGAAGAACUGUUAUUUAGAUCCUGGGAAUGAGAAGGUAAAAUACCUCCCUGCAGCAUCUCGACUGGUUACCAAUCACUUUGGUUACCAGUCAAAGGUAUCUUUAAACUUAUAGUUUGCAGGUGGAAACUGCAAACUCUAAGUGUAAAGAUUUUGACUGACCUUCACAGCUUUCCUAUGAAUGGUGGUUAAAUGCAUAUCAAAUCAAAUCUACUUAAAUGAGCAUAGAUUCAACGUGUAUAGCUAAAUAUAAUUGGCUACUUUACUAGUUUAUUGAUUUCAACUGCGACAAACUACAAGCUUAAAUGGCUGAAUAUAAUCAACUAGUGAACUAGUUAAUCUCUUUGUUUGUGGUUGGUGGCAAGGUGACUUUGCUGGGUGGCAACAAAUGGUUGGUGGCAAGGUGGUCUUAUGGUGGUGACUUUAUUGAUGGGGAGGUGACUGGUUACCUCUCAACUGACUUCUUUUGAACCUUGAGGUCCACAAUAUCUCUUACAUGCCAUUUUUAAUUUGCAGUUGUUUCAAACUGCUAUAUCAAAGCUGUUCCUGAUGAGGUUCUGCUUCAGAUAUGUUCCUAUCUUCAAGAGGGAGACCUUUGCAGUAUGGCACAAACAUGUAACAGACUUAGUGCCAUUUGCCAGGAUGGCUGUUUAUGGUAAGUAUCUGGGGAAUUAUUCAGUGGAACAUUGUUGAUCGUGUUGUGUGAAUGUAUAGAAGACCAUUAGUCCUGAAAGUGAGUCAGAUUUUGACUGACCUUCAGGCUUUAACAGGAUUCUAGUCUUUACCUCCAAGUUUCUAAGUGGGUGCCUCUCAAACUAACAUGCAAGCUAUGAAGCCACAUGAUGGAAGCAAGACUGAGAUUUUUCAUUUCUCUUUCAUCACUUAACUAAUUUGUCUUUAAUGUCAAUACAGGCGAUCCCUCUAUAGUCAAGUAUUUGAGAUGGCAAACAUUAUGAUAAAGACUUCUGAAGGUGUCUAUGUUAAACAAGAACCUGAAAAUGACUUGUCCUGGAAAAGAAGCUUCCGUACACUUUAUCAUGCCCAUCAUGUUCAUCCUACCACCGCAAAACAGAAGAAAUUAAAUCCACUACAAUACACAGGAAGAAAAAUUAAUGUAAGCUGGCUUUAAUAUAAAAAGUAAAUUUAAACAAUAUUCAUUUGGUGAUUCAAACAUGUCACUUUUUUAUGAGCAGGGGGGGGGUAUUAACCCUUUACACCCUAACAUCAGCAUGCAUAUUCUCCAUACUGUCCUCUAUACAUUUCAUCCUGUGCUGACAAGGAAAAUUUUUUUAACAAUCAAGCGCUCGCUUAGUUGGUGAUCAUUUCAUUUAUUCUCAUGACCUUAAUUUGGGAUUUGAGGGUGAUAUUGUAUGGAGGAAUUAGAUGCUGGUCACUCCUAAGGGUCAAAGUGUUAAGGCCAUGAUAUUUUUACCACAUUUGUGGUAACCUAGAAGAUUUUAAUUGAAAAUAUACAAUAUAUUGAAUGGUAAAUUGCAAUCUUUUUUUGUUAGAUAUUUUACACAACAAUUACAGAGAAAUUUAAAUUAAAUGCCAUGAUGUUUUUACCACAUUUGUGGUAUCUCAGAAGAUUUUAAUUUAAAAUUUAUGAUAUAUUGAAUGGUAAAAUGCAAUCUUUUUUAUUAGAUAUUUUACACAACAAUUACAGAUAAAUUUCAAACUUUUUUCAUUGGUAACUACUGUAUUUAUUAUUUUUUUACCCAGUUGUUUAAAAAUUUUCCUCUUUGAUCAUUUGAGUUGCCAAGAACAUAUUUCUUUUGUUUGCAAAUAAUUCAGUCAGAAUAAUUUCCAUAGUGCUCCUAGAAUCUAGUAAAAUCCACAUAAAUGUUCUCAUGUGCACUGUUGGGUGAUGCAGAAAGUUUUUACAAUGUCCCUUUGUCUUUUCUGAGAGAUCAGAACCAAUAAUGAGAUGGUUUAUGGGGUAUGAAUAUGUUGACAACCUGCAUAUUUUAUACUCUCUCUGUUUUUAGUAUCACGAAACAAUCAAAGAAGCUUUGGAUGCUGUACAAGAUGAUGGGGUCAUAAUUGUACACAGUGGUGUGUAUGAUGAACAGCUGUCAAUCAGCAAGCCUGUUGCAAUCAUUGGAGCAGGUACACUAUAAUUUUACUAAAUUAUUUCUAGAAGCAUAGUAAAUGUUUCAUAUUUCUCUCAAGUGGUCUCUAAAUUAAUCUUUAACUUGCAGUGAAAAGUCUGUCACUAAUUAGAGUGUCAUCUUCGGUGGUCUCUACGUUGAUCUUUAACUUACAAUGUAAAGUGUGUCAUCAGUUCGAGCUGCAUUUUAAUUCAUCAUUUGAACUUCCUACUGACUUGCCAAUCCAAAACUGUUCCCUCCCUGUUUUGCAGGCAGCCACUGUCAAUGUAGGGAAAGGAAAUUUACAUCCUGUGGGUUUCACACUACCCUCCCCCCCUCGCUCCCCAGUUUGCAUAUAAGGAGCCUCUUUAGACUAAGUGUGUGUCUUUCAACAUCAAUGAUAAGGGAUUUUCAUGAUAACUGUCACUACUUGCUUCCCCCUUUCCAUUUUGUUGUUCGAUUCUUUUUCCAUUUUCCUCAUUGAGCUCAUCCAAACCUGCAUGUGACAUCUUUAGGAUCCAGGGCGUAUAACUUGGAUUUUGAAGGAAGGCAUGAAGUGUCUUCCAAGGCAAGGUUCUGAAUUAUGGAUCAUGCUUGUCAUGAUACAUUUAUGAUUAUUAAAUGACUGUUUUUCAUCUCCACAUCCUAAGACAGACAAGACAUCACGAAAAGUUAAGUUUCGGUUAACAUUUUAACCAGAAAUGAGCGACUUGCUCACGGGAUGGCUUCUUUUUUUAUCGACAGCUAAGAGCAAAGAUGAUCCUGUCGUCAUUCAGUGUGACUCUUCAACAGUUGUUAGUUUUAUUGCUGGUUCAGGCAGCUCUUUCCUUGGGCAUGUUACCUUGAAAGUAUGUACAGAAAACUGCUCCAAGGGGUAAUGUCAAAAGAAUAGGGAACCUUACGGAAAAAUCGCACUACGCGCGCUACUUUUAAAGAAACCAUGGAAAACUAUAUAUGACUGUAAAGCUUUUUAAGUAUGGAUUGCGGAAGUAACAUUUUUCGAAGUUUUGAUUUUGGUAAGCGCGCGCGAACCUUUAAACUCAACUCUUUUGUGGGUUUAUAUCUGACAAAUACUCCGGCCGAUUCUCACGAUAAUUUAUCAAAUCUACACUCCUUUUUUGGUUCGUUCAAGUAGAGGCAGUUCGCGUAAAAACAAAUCUCGAAUUUUCGGCCUCCUAAGAAAUUCACAGUUUUCGCACCUCAUUUACGCGCGUGUCCAUGCGGUUAUGCCGCCGACGAAUGAAACCCAACAUCGAACCCCUUGGUAAAUCUCGUGACAAGGAACUCUUGAAAUUCGCGGAAAAGGUCAUUUUGCGAAACUGGGAACACGAAUUAAUAUGCAAAUCAAGAUCCCAGACGAGAGCCCGCGAAAAAAAGUCAACACUCUGCCGGAGGUCUUUCCUGUUAUGACACCUUUCGCUCUUGGGUGCUAGUUACCCUGAAACACUCUUUCAGCCGUAUUUCGCGUUCUUCAUAAGAUUUUAAAAUUUUUUUGGUAAUUAAACUUAACUACUUUCUCUAACUAAAUAGCAAAAAAACGAAAUUUUUAAAAUCUUGGCUAGACUUAGCACAAAAAUUAAUAGCACUGCAUUACGCGUAUUUUUUGCCGCUGGAAGAUUUGAGACGAGUCGGGAGAGGUUUUUUUGGGGGGUCUGGCACUAAGAAUGAUCAGUGCCAGACCCCUUGCAGACCUCUCGCUGUUUCUUGGAAAACUUACCCCCCUUUUUUCAUUUCGAUGGACUUCCUUGUUCACAGAAUUGCCCAAACGGUGAAUCUGAGGUGAUCAGAUCAGGAUGUGUGGAGGUUGUUGAUGACUGUGGUCCUACAAUCUACAACUGCAAGCUUAAUAGCCUUGCUAGUGGUAAGAGAGAGACAUUAGACGUCAUUUAGACGUCAUAUUUAUAAUUUUUUUUUUUUUAAAGUUCAAACAAACUUGUAGUAAUGUCAGUAAUAUGUGGGAAUCAGUGGACAGUUGAUUUUAUUUUUGUUCAUAGCUGGUGCCACAGUUUAUGUACAUGGAAGAGGAGCCAGACCGAUUUUGUCAAAAUGUUUUAUCUCAGACUCAGAAAAUGUUGGCAUUUUCAUCACAGAUGAUGCGCAGGUGAGAAAUAAUCCAAAAUUUACAUCAAAUUCCUGAACCCCUUUCCUUGCUGAAGACUUAUGGGGCCAGUUAUUCACCCCGUCCCGUGGUCUAACCCAAGCCGCGGUUUUACGUAAGCAGUGGGCCUCAGGUAUUCUCUAUAGGGGGGUUGAUUAAAUGAACUAAGUGUCCUUCCACUAACAGCUUUCGGCCCUCUUUUGGCUAAAUUGAAGAUAGCUAAGAACGCGGUUUUAUUAAACAAUGGCUGAACUUUGUUUGAAUAACUGGUGUUAGAAGAAUUACUCCUUAACACUCGGUUGAAUUUUCUUUAUUUCCGGUUUGAACUCCUGGUACAAUUAUUACUCUCGGAAACCAGCCCAGUAUUGAUCUUAUUCACCACCGUUCAACCUAUUUCUUUCGACAUAAGUCCAUACUGUUCUGCUUUGCUAUAUUCUCUCAUUGAGAAAUGCUGUGCACCAGCUUAUAAAGGUGACACCAAAAAUGACGCUUCUAAGCUGUCAAUCUUCUUACAUCGCGAUCGCUCCGUUUCAGCCAGCGAAUCACGUUAGAGUACGUACGACAGUUCCUGCAUACUUAGUAUGCACCUUCGAAUUGUUUACGCAAUCACAAAAUCAUCUUCUACCUUAAAUUUCUUAAUUUUACGGUUAAGAUCGGGCAGAACGAAGACAAGAUUGAUAAUAUAAAAAUUAUAAUUAACCUUUUGGUAGAAUUGAAAUUACGCUGGAAAAGAUAGUUUACGAGAAAAUAGCCUUAGAAGAUUGUUAUAUAACAACAGAGUCAACAGAAAUUCGGAGAAGAAGGGGUGUACCCAAGGUACCGCCCCUAAGAAAACUAUUCGAAUAAGUUAUAUAAUUACAAAUUCAGUGCGGAGAUGAAAAAGCAUAAGCUAUUUACAAUCAGAGUCACCUUUUUAAGAAGAGGUGUUGAAGGUGUUAACUUAAAGUUUAAGAAAUAUUCUGGAAUCGUGAAUUUGACUUAGAAUUUGACCAAAAAAAACCAUUCUGAUAGUAAUCAAUAGUAUAAGAAGCAGGAGUUUCCAGGAAUUCCUGUGCGAGGUUAACUUUUACCAGAGAGAUUUACAACUAGAAAAUUGACAUAAUUAAAAACAUAGUUUAUCACAAAAUAGUACAACAAGAUCUAAUCACCGUAGAAACGGAGCAACUGUUUCCGUACCAAAUUCACAACCGCAAUAAGAAAAGAAAAAAUUGUACUUAGGUGAAAAAUAAUCAACCUGUUAUAAUUUUUUGUAUCGAAUGGCUUAAAGUAAUAUAAUAUUUCCAUUCUUUUUCCCAACACCAAUAUAUGGAAACCCUUACAAUAUUUCAGGUUAAAUAUAGUUCUAUUUUUAUCGUUUAACACUAGUCCGUGGAGUGUACUCAAGUGUGGGUCAUCAAAAGACAUAAGGGAUUUCAUGCCAGAGCUUUUGCCCCGUACGGCAGAGCAGGAAAUGAAUUGACAAAAUCAUUCAUGACUUACCCUGUUACGAUAUCGUAUUGGAGACCCCCACUACAUCAUUUUGACGAGUUUUCCUGACAGUUUGCGUGGUCUUUAUCAAUACUACUGAGUGGAAAAGACCAUGUAAGAGUAGGCACUGGGACCUUACUGUAAUGACCCAGCCAAGGCUUGUGCUUAGACCUCUCAAGCUAGCACGCGAACUACUGGGCCGUUGUCUACUGGUAGAAGAAAAAGAGAAAGCUGAACAUGCCUUUACACUUUUGAUUGUAACUGUUUCACAGGGAACGUAUGAAGACUGCGAGAUUACAAACAUCAAGUUGGCAGGGGUGUGGGUACGGAAUCAUGCCAGUCCUAUCAUGAGAAGGAAUAAAGUGCAUCAUGGCAGAGAUGUCGGCUUCUUUAUCUUCGAUUAUGGAUUGGUGAGUUUUUUCGCAGACUAUUUCAAUAUUUUAAUAUCUCUGUCAUUCAACAUCCCAUAUAAUGACAUAGCGCGCGGUCUUUAGGUCUUAUUGAACCAUCUUGGUCUACAUCUCUUUUUAAGAUAAGCAGAAUUACGCACGCAUUUGAUCGGUUCUUACGUAUGAUCAAGAUAAUAUUCUCUUGGUAUGAUCUAUUGAGGACAGACGCAUAGAUGACAUCACCAUAAAUUACAUUUUGCCUUUUUAUCAUAUAAGACAAGUGGGUCUGUUUAGUAUUACUUCACAGAUGACGUGAAAAUGUGGUAAGAAAGGCACACGAGACGCUGUGCAAUAGAUCAUAAGUUAGAACCAAUCAAACUUGGUGUACAAAACAGCUUAUCAUAUAAUUCUUGAGAGGCACGGCCGUGUGAACGGCCGUGACAUUUUGCUCCACAUGGUGUUUGCGCGGUGGCAUUUUGCUUCCAGUUUUUUCGCUUUUGUCAAGCGUUCUUGUUUGUGGGAAAAAACUAGCGAAGAAAUGUGUAAGCAGUACACCUGAAACUUCCUCUACUAGUAUAUACUAACUCUUCUUCAGGUUUUCGGCUUUUGUCAAGCUAAGAGCCCUAAAAAAAUUGAAGAACAUUUAUUUUGAGCUUUCAUUAAAGAAUCUACAAUUGCUCCUGGAUGCGCCUCGAGCAGUUCCUCAUCUUCGGCCGUUUUAAAGGGCUGCUGUUUGUCACACUACAGACUAAUAAAAUAGUUCUUGUAAUUGCAGGGCUACUAUGAAGGAAACGAUGUUUACAACAACCGUAUAGCCGGAUUUGAGAUUCGGUCACACGCCAAUCCAACAGUCGUGGGAUGUAAAAUACACCACGGUAUGACGGGUGGCAUAUACUGUCAUGACGAUGUAAGUACACUUUGUUUCAUUUACAUUGCAAAUGUAUUUGUGUGUUUUAAAAACUUAAUGGUGUAUAUUUAACUAACAGGCGCGUGGUGAAUUCCUGGAAAAUAAGAUAUAUUCUAACACAUACGCUGGAGUUUGGAUCACAUCACAGAGCAAUCCAACCAUAAAGUAAGGAAGAUUUUCGUGUUCUUCUGUUUAUUAGAUUGCAAAAUUUCUUCAUGAGUCUCCUUGUUCGAAAUCUCUCACGUCUUUUGGAUUAAAAAAAACUUCGCACGCAAAACUUGUCAAUAUUCAAUGCCGGGGAAAAUUUGUCUAAAGUAGGUGCGCACUCAUCAUGAGUACACCUUGAAGGAAGUGCCUUCUGCACUUGGCGUAGCCUGCGAGAAGGUCCUCGUAAUAGCGCUGCAGACCGCGCAUUUCUCCGCCCGCGGGAACAUAUGAGACGAAUAUCGGUAAGGUUUGGCGGAGGUCUGGCACUAAUGAUGAGCAUUUUCAGUGCCAGACCCCUGGCAGAAAUCUAGUUGAGCUGCAUUGCUCAAGGCCUCAUAUACUAUCCCACGAGUGAAGAAACGUCCGUCCCGAAGUGCUUAUGGUGAGCGCAUGCUCACAGGCUGCACUUGGCAUUACCUCAAUUUCUUGAAAAGCAACUAUUUAAUCUGUGAUUUUGCUAUUUUUUGCAAACUCUGCACAAACUCCGGCAUGGUUAGCUCUUCGUUGUGCAGUAUGAGAGGUUUACCAUUUCGCUUCUAGCUUCUCCUUGACAAGAUUACGGUUCAUUUUCAGCUUAAGUGCGAAGUAAACUUGCUAACUACUUUAAUUUAUUGUAUUUUAGAAACAACGAGAUCUACGAUGGACAACAAGGAGGUGAGCGACACUUUUUGUAUCUGAAUUGCUUUGUUAUGGUCGUUACUGUUUUUUUCCGUGAUCGCGCUCAUCAAUACACCAUGAAAUUGACAUGAUUAAGAACAUUACGAAACUCGAUAUAACUGCACUGAAAACAUGCAAAUAAAAGUUAAUCGCCAUCAUGUUUCUUUAGCGCCAUUGUGGUGAACUGGGAACUUAAUCAAGAUUUCUCUUUAAAUCCAAGCUACCUUUAUUCGACGUGAUUGAUAAAAAUCCUACGAAAGCAUUAUGGUCUCGUUUGUCUUUUGUAGGAGUUUAUGUAUUCGGCGAAGGAAAAGGAUUGAUUGAAGGAAAUAACAUUCAUGGUUUGUAUUAAUUUUGUCUCUUAGUCCUUUCUUCAAGUUUGUCAAACAGAUUGUUCAAGUAAUCCUUUGUGCCAGAGUUUUCUCGAUUAAGUACAACAUAAGCAAAAUUAACUACGACAGUCAAUUGGACCUGAAAGAAAACAUGGAUCAAUGUCAGUAUCUGAGCAACUGCAUACCUACCCCUCCCCUAACCCAACAGUAACCCUGACUUGUUAUCAGUUGACUGUUAGGGGAGGGGUAUGUGUGCUGUCAGGUAUUGACAUUUAUCCCAAAACAAACUCAACUUACUUGAAGUGCGUGAUAACGCGAGCGAUCAAGUCAUGAUUUUGUGUCUCAUUCGCUGAGGAUGGCAUGAGUUUUAACGACCAAUCACAGCGCGCAGCAAAGGGAAACCAGUGCAGUUUUGUAAAACUCUUGAUACUACAACAAUUCAUAUGACGGAUUUUGUGAAACUUCUUCGGUAACUUAUCAAGGUGUUCUUUGGUUUUUUCCCCAUUCAGACAAUGCGCUGGCCGGAAUCCAGAUCAGAACUAAGAGUAAUCCUAUUGUUCGCUGCAAUAGAAUACACAGCGGACUUCACGGAGGAAUUUAUGUGGUAAGUAUUUACAAAAGGCCAGUGCAGGAAACUAUUGAUAUUGUAUUACAUGAUGAGCUGAAUUGUACUCGCUUUUUUAUUGGGUCUUACGUAUCACCUAUUGGAAAAGAGACGCAAAGAUGACGUCACAAUAUACGGCAUUUUGUUUGUUAUCAUAAGAAAGAAAUAGAUUUAAGUUGCUGUGCUUCUGUACAGUAAUAGAUCGCAGAAGAUGUCAAGAUGUGAUGAGAACGUCGGUGGCACACUCGGCUGCUUCUCGUGUGCGACUUUGUUGUUCUUAUUACAAAUUGACGUCAUCUGUGAGUUAUGUUCUCAAAGAACUAAUCAAAAAUCAUUCAUAAUUCUACGUUUGUGCCCUGUUCCGCGAGUUUGUCUUUGGCAAUCCGUGUUAAUCUUCUCCAUCCUUUGUUACACUUGUUCUUCUUGUUCUAGUAUUGCCUUCUUCGGGUUUUUUUUAAUACCCAAACAGAUAUUUUGUAUCGCUGCGUAUCCCUAUCAAAAUAACUCAACAAAGAUCCCCUAGAUACUCUUCACCCAGGAUGUGCACACUUGCAUUUCUGAACCACGAAAAAAAAUGGGUAUUUUCUCCUUUUGUGUGCCGCUAUGACUAAAACAGCGAUUCUGCAUCAGAUUUACCGGCUUCUCUCACGAGGAAUCUUGUCGUUUUUAUUCUCAGCACGAAGAAGGUAUGGGACUCAUAGAGGACAACGAAAUCAACAAUAACACCCUGGCUGGUGUGUGGAUAACCACAGGUAUAAACAAUUAGACUGGAAAAGUACGCUGGGGGAGGAGAGGUGCUGCAAAAUUUAUUUUUGUGGGUGGGGGGUGGUUACACCCACAUCUUGCUGACUUAAUGAAAUAGGUCAUGGAAGACUUAGUUCGGAAUACUUUAUUUUAUCCUAUAACUUGGUGAAGACUGAUGAAUUUUAAUUGGAAAGUAUUCUUAAAACACUGCAAUGAAAAUAAUGCCUACAUGGAAACCAUCCUUAAGUCUCCAUCAUUGAUGUUCUUCUUUGCCUUUCCUUGUGCUUAGGAAGCACACCUACGCUUAGAAACAACAGGAUCCACAGUGGAAAACAGGUAGAACUCGUCAACAUUAGCUACAUUCAUCAAUAGAGUAAAGUUUUCCGACGGUAAUGCCAUUAAAUGUUUAAAAGACAACUUUAUUAAAAAUUGCUAUUAUUUAGGAUUUUCUUAAUCUUGCUCUGAACAAUUGAAACCAACAUAAUUAAGAGAUAAUUUCGAAUGUUCAAAUUAGAUGAAACUGAUAUUGAAUCUAAAUGAAUAGAAACAAUAUUUGUCUUGGUAAACUCCCUUGGGAGCUUAUGCACUCUCUCUACGUUUUAGCUUGCAGCUGAGCGUACCUAAACUGGACAUAACAAGCAAACAAUUCUGUGUAACGUUAACACUCUGCACCUUAAAUAACCAAAGGACACGGAGAGACAAAAUUCAGCCAUAACGAACAACCGUUUUGUUUUUCAGAAAUUGACGCACAUCCUAGGACUGGGGACAAACAACUGCACUUGAGGUUAAAGCACAAAGCUAAAUCGAGUUUAACCGGUUUGGUCGGUUUGAAAUUGUAAAACACGUCCCAAGUUUUAAACUAAGUAAACAUAAAAAGUGCACCGUAAUUAUUAAAUGAAAGGCUUAUCUUAAAUUAAAAAAGUAUCAAAUUAACUUGCCUACAUUAUCCUCUAAACUAAUUUUAUUUCUAUUCGUUUAUCAAACAUGUCGUUUGACUGACCUUACUAUGAUGGCUUCAUAACUUUUAAACUAAGUUUCAAUUUUAAAAAAAUUGCUGAAGCUUGUUACAAUCAAGUUACAUCAUUUAAAAUGAAACGUUAAUUCUUAAAUGUCCCGUAAAUGUUUUUAAAAGGCAAAGUGUUUAAAAGCAAACUUUUAAAUCUUAUUUUUGAGAAAUUUAUUCACUUUAAGCUUUUCCCCAUUGUUGUUAAACUCACUUCUAUAUAAAUUUAUAAUGCCAGUGUCACUAAGGUGAUAAACUUGUCUCCGUCAAGUGUCCAGUCUGCCUUUCCAGCCGAUGUAUUACGUUCUGAGCCAUUUUUUUUUAUUGUUACUGUCGCUAAUAACUUAUUCGAAAUACACUGCUCCUCUGAAGUAGGUUGGGGUACCUUACCUUAAAGAAAAUUCGAAAAUAAUAUUAUGCGAGUGUGGACGCUGACAAAACUGCAAGCAACUCAAACUAUAGUUGCCUUUUUGCAUGUUGUGAAGUAUAUAGGCUACGAUUCUCCAUAUAUUAGUAAGGCGUCAAAACGUUAUGGAAGGAAACCUUAGGCGAGUUUGUCAAUGAAGGAGCAUUCGGUUAGACAGCUGACAUGGCUCUUCAGUGGGGACAGGGAUUCUCCUCCUUCCCCCCCUUCUGUUCCUCAGUUAUUUGUCCCACUCAUACUUGGAAGCCUGACUUCGGGCAAAGCUCAAAGAAGCAAGCUUUAAACGGCCUAAGGAACUUACAUUCGGUUGUCUUCCAGGUUGGAGUGUACUUCUAUGAUGGAGGAUGUGGAAUUCUCGAGGAAAACGAAAUCUUUAAUCACAAAUAUUCAGGAAUACAAAUAAGGUAAAGAUAACAACAAUAAUAGAGACACAAAAUGACAUCUUUCUUCGAUCGACGACAGAACCCAAUGUUGAUCAUCUUUUCCAUACUCUUUUCAAAACUGUAAUAGUUGUGUAUAUGGAGCAAACGCCUAUCUGCGUAUAACAAGGCGCUUGCGCUCGUAAGAUUUCUUAUGUGUUUCAACUAUAAAUUCGUAUGCAUGUGAAGAACUUGUGAAAUGUAAUUUGAAAGGAUUUGAGAAAUAAUAUCCAUUUCGAGCUUGUCGAUUGGUUCUUGAAGCUUGCAAAUCGAAAAAAUAAAUAAAUAAAUAAAUAAAAGAAACGUAGCACUUAUGCGCAUUAGAGCCUUGAUGGCACUUGGUGUCUAAACCUGAACGGAUCCAAAUUUUCAAUUUGGACCUCCUAGGGAUCGUUUGAGUAAAUGUGAUCAUACUUGCACCGGAUUCGAACUCAUGGCCUCACACGCCUGUAUGACGCUUAAAUCAACUGAUCCUUUAGGCCAACUGCGAGAUAAACCAGCUCUCGCUUCAAACGAGCUUUCUAUUUUACUAACCUCGUGUACUUGUCAUGAAAUGUCUUGUGCUCUUUCCUUGCUGUAGAUCGGGCAGCAAUCCCUGUAUCAGAAGAAAUAAGAUUUGGGGAGGACAGAAUGGUGGCGUUCUGGCCUACAACGGAGGUAGAGUAUUUACAAAAUUAUCACACUAUGCCUUGGCUCUGAGCAAUUCAUAUCGCCGUCCUUCAGUUAUUUAUUUAUUAUGCCUUAAAUCAGAAACAAAGAAACAAACAAAAAACUUUGGCUUUAGUCGUUUUUUCAUUCUUUAUUCAAGGUCUUGGUCUGUUGGAAGAAAAUGAGAUUUUCGACAACGCGAUGGCAGGAGUCUGGAUCAAGACUGAGAGUAACCCAGUCCUCAGGAGAAACAAGAUUCACGACGGUCGGGAGGGAGGGGUGUGUGUGUUCAACCAUGGAAAAGGUAAGGCUUGGAACUCCUACGUAAAUCCCGGAACAUGCCGUGUAGAGUUAGGAAUCCAUCGGGGCUGGAAUUGUGUCCUUAAACCCUUUCGACAUACCACGGCUAAUUUAACCUUUUAUAUCUUAAUUAUUUCUCCCUCUUAUGUGCAACACAUUUCUUUGUAAACUUAGUGGUAGAAAUGAAACUUUCAAGCUUCUCCGUUUUUCUAUUCUCCUAUCUUUGUACUGGACAACAUGUUGUUCCAAGGACAAGUUAGUUGCGAGUCACUCCAAGGAAAUGAACGAGUUCAUCAUUGUUGACGAGAAUACCUGACCUGCCGGGACCGUUUCUCGAAUGUCCUGGUAACUUAACGGCCCCGGAGCCAUAUUUUGAAAUCAAAAGUUAUUGAAAAGGGAAGGAGGCUCUGGCAACCUGACCAGUCCAUUUUGUUUUUUUGGCUGCUCGUUUUUCUGUUUAAUUCUCACAACUUUUCGAAACCUCCAUUUUGAAUAUAAAAACAGAACAACUUUACGGGCCCGUUAGUUUAGUAGGGAGUUUAAGAAACGACGGAGGCGACGCCGUGAACAAAGUCGGUUAAAAAAUGAACUUAUAUUUUACCUGCGAUUCUCGCGAUACUGUAAAGUCGUUUGGCUUGUUUCUCACUGUCAAAACUAUUUCUAAAUUGAAUAUGGAACACAGCGUUAAAUAAGAAAUAGAAAUUUAAGAAAUUAGCCGUCGUCGUUCACGUUCUCCAGACAACACAAAGUUUGGUCAUUUUGCGUUGUUUCGCAGAGGAGGCAAAGAAAUGUACAAAGAUUUAUAACACCGUGCACAGCCAUUGUUCUGCUCAUUAAAAUUUGCCGUUACCAUAGUGGUUUUCUUAAACUCCCGAAUCGGUUCUUCGAGAAAUGGGCCCCAGGAAGACCGCCAUCUCUUGUCUACAAACAGUUGAUGUACCUCACUGUCACUGAUCUACUAUUUUAUUCCUUUUCAGGUGUUUUGGAGAAUAAUGACAUCUUCAGAAAUGCCUUGACAGGUAAGCCUCGUAAAUUUGGAUUGAAUAAAAGUUCGUUCCCUGGCAUAGGUCAGUCUUCUUUACUCUCUUGACAGAAAUCUGAAUAUUACCUUUCGAAGUUACUUAAAGCAAUAAAUAUUUUUCUGAUACAUGGUUUAUCUGUUAGGGUUCGUGGAAAUCAAGUGUUUUAAAGCAAAAACAAAGUGUUGAAAACGACCAAUCAGAAAAAAAGGCGAUGGAAGUACUUUAAAGAACCAAUCAAAUAAAAAAAAACAUAAGCAAACUUCUUUAAGGGCAAGAAAACGCGAGUUUGCUAGUCGUGAUUGGUGUUAGUUUGGCAUCUGAUAGAAGAAUAAGAGGAUGGCGGGAGUUUUGAAGACUAAUAGUUGAAAAUAACUCUCACUCAAAACCUUCGAUGAAUCGUGUACAAUAAGUCCGUCAGUAUUUUUACUAAACAAUGUAUUGAUCCUGUGCACUUCUCUAUUGUUCAGGUGUGCUUAUCAGUACAGCAAGUUUUCCUGUGUUAAAAAGCAAUCGUAUUUUUGAUGGUGGUGCCGCGGGAAUUGAGAUAACAAACAGUGCUGGUGAGCAACAUAACUCCUUCACUAUCAGCACUCUUUAUUGAAUGAUCUUUAGAAAAUCUCACCUCCCUUUGCUCCAGCCGUGAAUUUUUGUUAUCACUUUUGUUUCUCUAGAUCUGUGCACUUCAGAAAUUGAAAAGAAUUGACUUUGGCAAUAAAAUUCAUCUUGAAUUUGCAAAUCAUCAAAAAUAUUAAUCUUAAAAAUGGUCUCGUCGUACUUUCAUCGAUUCUCUAAUUGACCCGAAAUGAGUUAACCCUUUAACUCUCAGGAGUGACCAAGACAGAAUUUCUCCUUACAAUAUCAAGACAAUAUCAACCAGACAGGUGAUGAGAUUAAAGAAAAGUAUCAGUUUGGGGAUAAUUAGUGGAUCCAAUGCUAAAUUCUUUAAACAUUGUAACAAUUGUAUGGUUGACAGUAAGGAGAAUCACAAAUUUGGUCUGGGAGUCAAAGGAUUAACUCUUGCUCGUUUAAUCUCCUGACCAUAAACUAACACUGAAACAAAUCAUGUCAUCCCUACUUUUUCAGGCGGAGUUCUAGAAGAAAACGAAAUCUUCAAUAACCGGUUUGACGGGAUUUGUCUGGCCACUGGUGUCGAGCCCAAACUUAGCAGUGAGUAUAAUGUUUGACUUACCCCUACCCUACCCGUUUAUCACUGUUACAUUCUCUGGCGCUAAUAAUUACUACUCUCCCCUCCCUCAGAUAACAAAGUACACGGUAACAGAAGAGAAGUUGAGCAAGCUAUAGAGUCUUGUCGCUGUUUGUAUCAAGUGUCUGGUAACACAUGCUAUCCGAUGCACGAUUUUUACAGGUAAGCAUACUCAAAGGUGUUAAGCAUUUGACUUUUCCUAACACUGUCAAUACAUUUUCCAGAAAACAACUGAUAAAAAAGACAGACGUUUAAGGCGUAAGGUGUCAUCUUGACAAAAAAGCAAAUUCUCGUUAAAGAGAUAAACAAGGAAAUGCAUACGCGAAAAUUGCUUCAUGGGUUGGAGGGCUAUUUUUAUUUUUAUUGAUUGAUCUAUUUUAUGUUCCGUUUUCUAUCUCUUAGCGCCCUGCCGUUUUUUUGAGACACCAAUUUACCAAUCUAAGCUGAGUUCAGAAUAUAUUACUCACCGUCCCCAUCGUUUUACCCCUCAAUCUUUUUGUUUUUCUGCUGGAUAGUGACUUAGUCAGCAACUUAGUCCAGCGGUCUAUCAGACAUUUUAAUAAAGUUCAGAUAUAACGCGCGUUGUCAUUGGUUGAAAGAGUGUGCUCUAUGAGUGUGCUAACCCUUUAGCUCAGCUCUAUGCUCUAUUUAACAAUUAUAUAAUAAGCUCAGUUAUGCACGCAUUCUGAUUGGUUCUCACUUAUGAUCUAUUGGAGGACAGACGUAUAGAUGAUGUCAUCAUUAAAACUUUUUUUUCCGUAUAUUUUAAUUCUUUAUUAUAUAAAACAAAUAGAUUCCAAGUUGCCGUGCGUCUGUUCAGUAAUAGAUGACAGAUGACGUCAAAAUGUGGUAAGAACAAAAAAGUGGCACACGAGGCGCAGCCGAGUGUGUCACUGAUGAUAUAAACUCUCAAAAAAAAAAAAAAGUUUUAAUGAUAACGUCAUCUAUACGUCUCUCCUCCAAUAGAUCUUGAGUGAGAACCAAUCAGAAUGCGUGCAUAACUGAGCUUAUUAUAUAAUUGUUAAAUAGAGCAUAGAGCUGAGCUAAAGCUGUCACGCCAUCUGCCAAAUUGUACUAUGUUCGAUCUUUUCCGGGACUUCCUUUUUAGCUUUUUUUCCGAUAAUUAAAAGUGAAAUUUCGGAACAAGCAAGCCGGCAAGUAGCAACAGAAGAACCAAACAAAGGUUUGUAAACCUACCAGGCGCCGUAAUUUACGCUAUUAAAACGUGAGCAGAUACGAAAAUCCUCAAAGGAAAAACAAAAUAGACAUUCCGAGUUUUAAAGAUUAAUUCACGCACAGUUAGAUUGCAAGUUUACGUACGGAAAUAAAAAUCAAACACAGCUAUCACUCAUACAGUAUAUAAAGUUCAGUGUUCAAAAACAAAACGUGACCAAAACAGAAAUGAUGAAAAAUAUAACCAAUCUGGCAUAACUGUUAAAAUUCAUUCUAAUCAUGACGGUGUCUGAGCGAAUAUGAUCAUGCUGAAGUCCAUCGCGGCUCGCUCAUCACAGUAAAGCAAGCCUCAGAAACUACAUCGGCCACCCUUCGAAUGAAAAAAUAAGAGCUUGCUCUGAUAUCCUUUCCGAUGCGUAGAGUGGAAAGUCACAUCUGUCACUGCAGCCGAGUUUUGCCGCGCUGUCAUUCCUAGCGAUCUUCAUGUUCCGGUGAAUUGGGCAGUCGUUCAUUCAAAAAACACUCGCCUUGAACAGUUUGUUUUCUACCUUGUCAUGUGAAAAAAUUCGCGUGUUUUUAUGAGCCGUAAUUCGGCUGAAUUUCACGGAACAUUUCACUUCAAGAUUCUGUAUUAGAGACUUAAAAACUUCAGGCAAAAGUGUUAAAUUCGACCUGCCGAACCAUUUUAGUUUGUGAACUAUCGUAAAUGUGAACUUUGAUGGUUUUUGAACUUUGAUGGUUUGACACGGUUAUAGCGGGUUUCGCCCAUAACGAGUUUCGCACAUAUCGUUUCGCCCAGAACGAGAAUGGUUUCGCCCAGAACAAUAAAGGUUUCGCCCAUAAGUAAAACUUCUACACUCUCACUCGGAAAACGUCAACCUUAUAAACGUUUGUAUGCACAGAAUGAAGAAAAGUGACUUGACCUGAGAUCAUGAAAUUUUGAAACGAACAAGUUACUGUUGAAACGAACAAGUCAAUUAUAGCUUUCACUGUGGAGCGGGGAUUGUUAAGGUAAUUCGCGCACGAAAUACUGCAGAGACGUCCGUUUGUCGUAAAAGCAUUGCUAUGAUUUUUUUUGCAUCACUUUUCUUCUCGAGAAUUAAAUUAAACGCUUUUGAAAACACUUGCGCGUGGAACAUAUCAUCGUUGCAAAUCUUUUGUACACGGAAGAUAAGUUCCGCACGCCAGCUUAUGAAUACAUGUGAAUACGGUUUCGUGAAUACUAAAAAGUCGUGUAUGAACAUUGUAUGAACAGAAAACAAAAGCCCGGUUACCGGGCUCAUCUAAAGCAUAUGUCUAAAGAGGCCCUUAGCCUGGAUAAUCACUGACUGUCAGUCUGGGCGAAUCGAAUUUAUGCCUGGGCGAAACCAUUCUCGUUAUGGGCGAAACGCUUCUUGGGCGAAACUCGUUAUGGGCGAAACCCGCGGAUACCUUUGACACUUUUGACAGCUUUUGUCUUGUACAGCCAAUCAGAUUAUUUGAACCAUUCUAACAGGGAUUCUGAUUGGCUUAUUGUAGCGUGCUUUAUGAGAGUAUAGAGCAUGCUGACGACACUGUUGUUCGCUUUGGAAAUAAAGUUUGUUUUGAAAAUUGAAAGUAAUGCUAAGGGAAUUUAAUGGAUUCUUUAUUAUAAAACAAAUAGAGAAGCCUUGACUGUGCUCUGUUCUUUUAUAAAGCACUUAGGAAGCGGCUAGAGCACUCAAGAAGUGGGGAGAAACACUCGGCUACGUCUCGUGUUUCUCCCUACACAUCUUUCGUGCUCUAGCCGCCUCCUGCGUGCUUUAUAACAGAACAGAGCACAGUCAAGGCUUCUCUAUUUGUUAAAUAAAGAUUCCGUAUUUAGUAUAAAUUUAGUCGAUUACGUAGUUAGUAAAUAGUCAUAAGCAUUCCAAAGCCAUAUGAACUAACUGAAUUCUGUUAUUCAGUCACCACUGCGUGAACACAAAUUCAAUAGAUUUUGUACAAUCAGUUGGAGAGCUCUUACGUUAACGUUGCAGCGCUGUUGUUUUCUAAUGUUAUCUUUGACUGGUUUCUUAACCAGUCAUCACUGCUUUCUUGAUAUGGAUGAAUCUCUUGACGUAUUUAUGCUAACCCUUAGGUGCACCACUUGUGGUACGUCGGAUGGCUACGCCAUUUGCGUCAGUUGCGUGAAAGGGUGUCACGAAGGACAUGACGUGAAGUUUGUCAGACGUGACAGGUACAGUAUUACAACACUUAAACCACUAGUUAUAUAUGUGACAGUCUGAUUGAAUAGACAAGAACAUCAGUGACUCACCCGGCUGCACCUUGUGUGCCACGUUUCUUUUUCACCUCUUUUUGACGUCGUCUGAAAUCUAUCACUGAACAGAAGCACAGCAACACGGAAACUUUUUUUUAAUAAAUCUGGAUUUUGAAACUGUUAUUCGUUCCUCUAAUUGAAGUCAGUUAUCCUUGCUUCUUGUUUGAUAAGUGAUAGGUUGAAGAGACUGAAGCUUCGUAGGUUUUCGUCAAGAAAAAAACCCUUUGAGACUCCAUAACACUUUAAAAAUAGACUCCAUUUUGGCAUGCGUCUGUUUUACAAAUAGAUUCCAAGUUGUCGUGCGUCUGUUCAGUAAUAGAUCACAGAUGACGACAAAAGUGGCACACGAGGCGCAGCCGAGUGUGUCACUGAUGUUCUUACCACAUUUUGACGUCCUCUGUGAUCUAGUACUGAACAGACGCACGGCAACCUGGAAUCUAUUUGUUUUAUAUAAUAAAGAAUUAAAAAAAGUUUAAAUGAUGACGUCAUCUAUACGUCUGUCCUCCAAUAGAUCAUAAGUGAGAACCAAUCAGAAUGCUUGCAUAACUGAGCUUAUUAUAUAAUUAAUUAUAGAUCACAGGUGAUGACAAAAUGUGAUCACAGAUAUUUCUAUUACAUUCGGACGUCUUCUGUGGUCUAUUACUGCACAGAGCCAUGACUACAGGGAAUCUGUUUGUUUUGUAUCAUAGAAACGCAAAAUGCUGUUAAUGUCGACGUCAUCUAUGCGUCUGACCUCCCAUAUAUUAUAAGAAAGAACGGCAGUGCUGUAUCAUUCAGUUCAUCGUCUAAUUUUUAAUGAUGAGAAUCCAGCAACAAGGAUUAAAUCUCCAGUAUUAUACAUGAACGAAUUUUGAAUUGAAUUUAUAAUAACCAAAUCAGCCACAGAAUUCGUUGGUGUACACUUCUCCCGGUUUUUUCGUUAAUCUCUUUCCCUGCUCUCAUUUGAUCUAACUCCCGUCUGGGAAGGUUUUUUUUAAGUUGGUUAACUGUCGAUUAUUUCGACGUUUGAGAUGAUCAGAAAUGUUUUCAUCCAUAUUUGUAGGUUUUUCUGCGACUGUGGAGCAGGUUCUAGUGGAGUUCUGUGUAAACUUGUUAGCGGCAAUUGCUGGUCAGUGGCAUCUCGGACGCAGGCAGCUCGAGUGGCCAGUGGUGGUCAAACAGAAACGUCUGCGCAAGAAGUUAGAGACAAUCAGGCUCUUUGCGUUUCUUGACGAUUCGACGAUGUUGAAGAAUCUUACAGUGACAUAAAGAUUUAAAAGUAAACAAGUCUUAAACUACUCUCAACACAUACGUACAAGGAGAUCAUUUCUUUGCUUACCCUUCUCAGCAAGUACAUCUCUGUCGCGCUGAUCUGUGAACUACAAAUGUGCAGCUUAACUUUUUCAGCUUUCUUUGAUGUAAACUAUAUAUACCGCACUAUAUAUAACUAGGAAUGAAGCAGGAUGUUUUAACUGGAGGAGGAUGGGGAGAAGCCUCCAGGCUAUUUGUUUUAUAAUUUUUUUUUUCUUGACAUCGAAUCAGCCACUUGCUCACAAGAACUUGCUCCCCUCCCUGAAUUUGCACGUUUUGUGAAAGAUUCCAUCAAGUGUGUUGUAUCAAAAUCGCUAAAUCACAAUAGUGAGGGGAAAACAGUUGCGUUUGAAAGCAACUAAAUUGUGCCCUGUGCUAUAUUAUAACCCUACAGUUUAACCAGGUUUUUUAAGAUAUUUCGCUUAAGGGGAAUCUUGUUUGGAAAAAAAUAUACAUUUUAUCAUCUUAACACGGCAAAUCGUUCGUUUCAAAGUAUUAAUGAAGCGACUAUUUAUGAUUCUUUCAUGAACAGUAUUUAUUUCUACAUGUGCUUCAUCCGAUAGUCAACAGCUCAGUAAUCAAACUGGCGAGAUUUUUAUGCAUAGUCCCAGCUAUAACGUAGGUGUAUAUAGUGAUAGAAAGAUAAGUUAAGACAUACUAAAGACAAAAAUAUGCUUUGAGAGAGAAAAGUAUUUAUUAAUUUAAGAGAUGAACUUCAUGGGUAAAAAGGAAAAUAAACUGUUCUACUGGAAAUUCGAACUCUCUUUGGUAAUGUUAUGGAGUGAAGGCUGUCGGGUGGACGCUUCUCAAUGGGUCAUACAGUGAUAUCAGUCAC